This is a messenger RNA of Myotis myotis, 2367 nucleotides long. RefSeq names its product nucleolar and spindle associated protein 1 (gene NUSAP1). Gene Ontology annotation, molecular function: microtubule binding. Bases 258 to 1631 code for a protein of 457 amino acids. Gene Ontology annotation, biological process: mitotic chromosome condensation; mitotic cytokinesis; establishment of mitotic spindle localization. Gene Ontology annotation, cellular component: mitotic spindle; microtubule; nucleolus. The record is from RefSeq and is a predicted model, not a curated record. The transcript has 12 exons. Lineage: Eukaryota; Metazoa; Chordata; Mammalia; Chiroptera; Vespertilionidae.
CCUGGACACGCCCUUCGGCUCCGAAGCAUCGGUGAGGGGUGGGAUAGAAUGUGCGUUUGCUGAGGGGAUCAGCCUUUCUAUUGGUCAGAUCCAGGAAACCCCGCCUUCGGUACAUUUUUAACCAAUGGAAGUGCAGCAUUCUUAAUUUAAACUGUGUAUAAAUCUUGGCUGGGUCAACGACUGUAGUGCGCCUGAGUUUUGAACCGCGCGCCGAGUUUGGAGGGUACUUCGCCUGGUUACCUGGAUUGCAGGUCGGGAUGACCGUCCCCUCCCUCGAGGAGCUGGACUCCUUCAAGUACAGUGACUUGCAGAACUUGGCCAAGAGUCUGGGCCUCCGGGCUAACCUGAGGGCAGACAAGCUGCUAAAAGCCUUGAAAGCCCACCUGAAACGGGAAGCAAGAAGAGAAAAUGGAAAUCAGGAUGAAAGCCAAACUUCUGCAUCCUCUUGUGAUGAGACUGAGCUGCAGAUCAGCAGUCAGAAACAAGCUGAGUGGGAACCAGCUGGUCAUGUCACUAAGAAAAGGAGAAGGCGUAGGACUGUCCACAGCAAUCCUGACUCCCAGCAGGAUCAUUCAGAGAUAAAAACAAGUGAUCCCACUGAGUUCCAGAAUCAAGAAAAGCAGGAAAACCAGGCUCUCACACCUGUUGCAGAAGUUCCAUCUCCACCAGAUGAGAGACAAGGAAACGAGAAUGCAGUGUCCUCAGGAAAUAGCGGAAUAAAUGCUCUGGAGGCUGGAAGUCUGAAAUCAAGGUGUAAUGAAGAUUCAAAGGUACCUUCAGAAAGAAAGAAGUCUGUCUACACAGAUGGGUUUUCUAAAUCUGGAAAAAAUAAAAGAAUUGCAACCACUACUCCAAACUUUAAGAAGCUUCAUGAGGCCCAUUUUAAGGAAAUGGAGUCCAUUGAUCAAUAUAUUAAGAGAAAAAAGAAAAAUUUUGAACAACACAAUUCACUUAAUGAACUGAAGAAGCGUUCCAUAACUAAGGAAGUGGUGGCAACUCCAGUGGGUCUCCAAAGAAGAUUUUCUACGGCUUGUACUCCCUCAAGCCAGCAGCGCUCACAAGGCCAGGCCCCGGGUGCUGCAGAUCUGAGCACCUUGUAUAUGAAGGGGUCGGUCAAGCGUUCCACUCUCUCAGCAACUAAAAUGAAUGUCAGGUUUUCAGCUGCUACUAAAGAUAAUGAAUACAAGCGGUCCCUGACCAAGACUCCAGCCAGAAAGUCUCCACAUGUGUCCAUAUCUGGGAAUACCCCAAAAGGCCAGGCUGUGCUUGGGACAAACAAGUUAAAGGCCACAAAGAGGGAUUCUGCUACAGUUAUUACCCCAUUCAAGUUUUCAGCUGAAGCAGCACAGACUCCAGUCUCCAACAAGAAACCAGUGUUUGAUCUCAAAGCAAGUUUGUCUCGUCCCCUCAACUAUGAGCCACACAAAGGAAAACUGAAACCAUGGGGACAAUCUAAAGAAAAUAAGUCUCUGAAUGAGCAUGUAAGCAGAGUUAGCUUCCACAAGAAAACUUACAAACAACCUCGUCUUCAGACCAGGGAGGAGCAACGGAAGAAACAUGAGCAACAACGAAAGGAGAAGAAAGCCGAGCUGUUGGGAACUCGAAGGGGCCUUAUUAUGGCUGCAGAUUAAUAGUUGAACAUUCUGUAAAUAUUCCUUUAUUCUGAACCGUUUUUGUAAAUAUUUUUAUACUGUCCUUCCUACUUUAGUCAAAAGAUCUUUUUCUGCUCUUAACUUUGUUCCUAAGUCCCUGUACAACUCAGUAUUUUAAUGAGAUCUAUCCUAUACUUUUUUUCCCCAUCCUAUAGAUUCUUGACCUAGAUUUUUAAUGUCAAUUUCCCCCUCCUGGCUCUAAUAUUAACAGAAUUGCAAUCCUCUUCUAGGCAAGAGCAUUUACCUAAAGGUAGCUUAUUAUAGCACACGCUUUAGUAGAAAUUGAACAGUACUAACUUAUGGAUAGGGUAAGCUGGGAGAAGUCCCCUUUUUAUCCUCCAGAGAAUCUAGUCAUCUUAAUAAAACAAGGGCCCAUAUGGAUUGGUUAUGGCAUCAAAAUGUUACCCAUGUAGUUUUUUUCAAGCUUACAUACCUUUUGUUCAACUCACUUCUUGUAAUUGUCAUCUCACUCAAUAUAUUCUUAAAAACAAAAACUCUAUAGCUCAUUCUAGCCUUGCUUAUUUAACAAUAUACAAGGCUAUGUUGAAAUUUCAGGAUUGUUGCUUUAAGGAUUACUGUGCUGUCAAACUUAAAUUUUAUUCAACGUAUGGAAAAACUAGAGUUUCUUAGCAUCAUAUCCAUGUUUGUUGCACCUAAAUGGAACUUCUGAGUUUUGUACUGCUUCAGAUUUUCAUAAAUAAAGUGUUUUCUCUCA